GCUCGGCCCUGGCUGCCAGUGUGUGUAAAAAGAUCACAGGCCGUCUGACCAGUGCCAUCGCCAAGCAGGAGGAUGUGUCAGUUCAGCUGGAGGCUCUGGACAUCAUGGCUGACAUGCUCUGCAGACAGGGUGGUCUCCUGGUGAACUUUCACCCCUCCAUCCUGUCCUGCCUGCUUCCUCAGCUGACCAGCCCCCGCCUGGCGGUGAGGAAGAGGACCAUCAUCGCUCUGGGUCACCUGGUCAUGUCCUGUGGGAACCUGGUGUUUGUGGACCUGAUUGAACACCUGCUGUCAGAGUUGUCUCGUAACGACUCCAUGUCCACCACCCGUACCUACAUCCAAUGUAUCGCAGCCAUCAGCAGACAGGCCGGACACCGGAUCGGUGAGUUACACAGAGACACACAGACACACAGGCCGGACACCGGAUCGGUGAGUUACACAGAGACACACAGACACACAGGCCGGACACCGGAUCGGUGAGUUACACAGAGACACGCAGACACACAGGCCGGACACCGGAUCGGUGAGUUACACAGAGACACCCAGACACACAGGCCGGACACCGGAUCGGUGAGUUACACAGAGACACACAGACACACAGGCCGGACA
Molecule: messenger RNA, 608 nt
Organism: Oncorhynchus tshawytscha (Chinook salmon)
Lineage: Eukaryota; Metazoa; Chordata; Actinopteri; Salmoniformes; Salmonidae
Product: cullin-associated NEDD8-dissociated protein 1-like
Exons: 2
Biological process (GO): protein ubiquitination; SCF complex assembly
Cellular component (GO): nucleus
Source: RefSeq, a predicted model, not a curated record